AUGGCGGUCGCAGGAACUGCAGAGACAGCGCUCGCGCGGCAACUGGCAUCUUCCGAUGCGCAAGUGCGGAACCGAGCACUUCGUAAAGUAGAGCGGAUGUUGUGCCAACGUGAACCAGCACCACUCUCUCCGAAAGGUAUGCGAAGGGUCUGGCGAGCGCUCUACUACACACUCUGGUUCGCCGACACACCGUCCGCGAUCAACUGGACCCUCGAAAGACUCUGUUCGUGGUUGGGGCUCGCGGUGGACAACUGGCUCUAUUUUGAGGUCAUGUGGGAGACAAUUUGUCGAUACUGGAUAGAAAUUGACCAUUUACGGCUGGACAAGUACUAUGCGUUGCUAAACAGGUCGCUCAGCGCCGCAACCUCUUUAUGUGUGGAUCAGGUGGACCACUGGCGACGUCUCACCGGCAUUGUGGAACGUGUCGUAUUCGAACCACUGGUAGGGACAAGCGCGGACCUGGAUCUCGAAGCGGCACCCGCAGCACUCGGGAUGGCGUUGCACGUCUGCGACAAGUGGCUCGAACUGGUGCUCUGUCAAGCGCCGGGCGGCCUUGAAUCACUUACCCUGGACACUGAUUCAACGCACCCGGUUGAUAUCGCCGUACAACCAUUCUUACGUCUAUAUCUUGCGCCGAUGGAGCGCGCUAGCGCCACGCAGCAGCGCAACCGCAAAGUACUUAUGCGACGCGCCUUUGAGAGACUGUGGGAACCGCUGGUACGUGCCCCAGCUGCAGUACCAAAUCAACGAGACCAGCUCGUGUACUUGUCUCAACCAGAGCAUCGUCAGCAACUCGCCGAGCGCUUGUUCAAGCUGGCGUCGAGAGUAGAGGUGCCACCUUAUGGGCGCCGAUUCAUGUACGGCUGCGUUCGUAGACUGCAUACCGCAGUCAUCACCAGUGCCGCUGCUACUGCUGCUGCUGCUGCUGCUGCCGCAGGGCCACUGUUUAACGACUUUGAUGCACGUAUACGAAAGCCGCGGCAACGUCGACGUCGUCGUCGGCAGCAGCGGCGGCGGCGGUAA
Cyanidioschyzon merolae strain 10D is the source of this 1023-nucleotide messenger RNA. RefSeq lists its product as hypothetical. The record is from RefSeq and is a predicted model, not a curated record. Gene Ontology annotation, cellular component: preribosome, large subunit precursor; preribosome, small subunit precursor; nucleus. NCBI's taxonomy places the organism in Eukaryota, Rhodophyta, Bangiophyceae, Cyanidiales, Cyanidiaceae. Bases 1 to 1023 code for a protein of 340 amino acids. The transcript has a single exon. Gene Ontology annotation, biological process: rRNA processing.